GUGAGCGCCGUGGGCUAUGGGAUGGAUGAGGUGGAGCAGGACCAGCAUGAGGCCCGACUCAAGGAGCUGUUUGACAGUUUUGACACCACAGGCACCGGUUCCUUGGGACAGGAGGAGCUCACCGACCUGUGCCACAUGCUGAGCUUGGAAGAGGUGGCCCCUGUGUUGCAGCAAACGCUGCUUCAGGACAAUCUCCUGGGCAGGGUGCAUUUUGACCAAUUUAAAGAAGCAUUAAUACUUAUCUUAUCUAGAACUCUGUCCAAUGAAGAGCACUUUCAGGAACCAGACUGCUCGCCAGAAGCUCAGCCCAAGUAUGUCAGAGGUGGCAAGCGUUAUGGACGAAGGUCCUUGCCUGAAUUUCAAGAAUCUGUGGAGGAGUUUGCAGAGGUGACAGUGAUCGAGCCCCUAGACGAAGCGCGGCCCUCGCACAUCCCAGCUGGUGACUGCAGUGAGCACUGGAAGACGCAGCACAGCGAGGAGUAUGAAGCAGAAGGUCAGUUACGGUUUUGGAACCCAGAUGACUUGAAUGCCUCACAGGGUGGGUCCUGUCCUCCCCAAGACUGGAUAGAAGAGAAACUGCAAGAGGUUUGUGAAGAUCUGGGGAUCACUCGCGAUGGUCACCUGAACCGGAAGAAGCUAGUCUCCAUCUGCGAGCAGUACGGUUUGCAGAAUGUCGAUGGAGAGAUGCUUGAGGAAGUAUUUCACAAUCUUGAUCCCGAUGGAACAAUGAGUGUAGAGGAUUUUUUCUAUGGUUUGUUUAAAAAUGGGAAAUCCCUUACACCAUCAGCAUCUACUCCUUACAGACAACUGAAGAGGCACCUCUCUAUGCAGUCUUUUGAUGAAAGUGGACGUCGUACGACGACCUCAUCGGUGAUGACAAGCACCAUUGGCUUCCGGGUCUUCUCCUGCCUGGAUGAUGGCAUGGGCCAUGCAUCUGUGGAGAGAAUACUUGACACUUGGCAAGAAGAGGGCAUUGAGAACAGCCAAGAAAUCUUAAAGGCCUUGGAUUUCAACCUUGAUGGAAACGUCAACUUGACAGAAUUGACUCUGGCUCUUGAAAAUGAGCUUUUGGUCACCAAGAAUGGCAUCCACCAGGCAGCCCUGGCCAGCUUUAAGGCUGAGAUCCGGCAUUUAUUGGAACGAGUUGAACAAGUGGUCAGAGAAAAAGAGAAGCUACGCUCAGACCUGGACAAAGCUGAGAAACUCAAGUCCCUGAUGGCUUCGGAAGUGGACGAUCACCAUGCAGCCAUAGAAAGGCGAAACGAGUACAACCUCAGGAAACUGGAUGAAGAGUACAAGGAGCGCAUAGCAGCCUUGAAGAAUGAGCUCCGAAAAGAAAGAGAGCAGAUCCUGCAACAGGUGGGCAAGCAGCGUCUAGAACUCGAGCAGGAAAUUGAGAAGGCAAAAACGGAAGAGAACUACAUCCGGGACCGCCUUGCUCUCUCUUUAAAGGAAAACAGUCGUCUGGAAAACGAGCUUCUGGAAAAUGCAGAGAAGCUGGCAGAGUACGAGAAUCUGACAAACAAACUUCAGCGGAAUUUGGACAACGUGUUAGCAGAAAAGUUUGGUGACCUUGAUCCCAGCAGUGCUGAAUUCUUUCUGCAAGAGGAGAGGCUGACGCAGAUGAGGAGCGAGUAUGAGCGGCAGUGCAGGGUAUUACAAGACCAAGUAGAUGAACUCCAGUCUGAGUUGGAAGAAUAUCGUGCACAAGGCAAAGUGUUCAAGCUCCCCGUGAAGAACUCACUGUCAGAAGAACUGGAUGUUAGCAACAGUGGCCUUGAGCCCGAUCAGGGGCUUGAGUCUGAAGAGUGUAAUCCAUUGAAUAUGAGCAUCGAGGCAGAGCUGGUGAUCGAACAGAUGAAAGAGCAACACCACAGGGACUUGUGUCGCCUGAGACAGGAGCUGGAGGAUCAAGUGCACCAUCACGAAGAGCAGCUGGCUGAGGCCCGGGCCACCUGGGAAAAGGAGCAGGAGACCGUGAAGGAAAAGUAUGAGCAUGGAAGGCACGCCUUGGAAGAACAGAUAAGUGACCUGAGAAGGGAAAUCGUAGAACUGCAGGGGCAGGCGGAGGUGCUUAAGGACACACACCACGAGACCUGCCACAGGCAGGAGGAGGAGAAGAAACAACUGCACACAGCGUUUGAGGAGGAAAAGACUCGCCUUCGGGAGGAGCUGAGGCUGCAGCAUGAGCUGGAGCUCCAGGCCCGGCUGCAGCAGGCGGAGGAGGGCUUCAGCCAGGAGAAGGAAGGACUCCAGAGCAGUGCCUGGACGGAGGAGAGGGUGCGCGGCCUGCUGCAGGACCUGGAGCGGGCGCACCGGGAGCAGCUGCAGAACCUAGGGGAGAAGCACGAGCUUGAGAAAGAGGAGCUGAGGCGAGAGCUCUUGGAAAAGCACCAAAGGGAACUUCAGAAGGGACGGGAAGAGAUGGAAACAGAGUGUAAUAGAAGAGCCUCUCAGAUAGAAGCCCAGUUUCAGGCUGACCGUGAGAGAGUCACUGCGAGGUGUGAGGACGCGCUGCAAAGCCUGGAGGGCCGCCACCGCCUCGAGCUGCAGGACCUGCAGGAACAGUGGCGGGAGGAGAGGUCCCAGUGGGAGUUCGAGAAGGAUGAGCUGGCCCAGGAGUGCACCGAAGCCCAGGAACGGCUGAAGGAGACACUACAGCGAGAGAAAGCGACCUCUCUGGUCCUCACCCAAGAGAGGGAGAUGCUGGAGAAGACGUACAAAGAACACCUGAACAGCAUGGUGCUGGAGAGACAGCGGCUGCUGCAAGACCUGGAAGACCUCCGCAAGGUGUCCGAGAGCCAGCGGAGCCUGCUGUCCGGCCAGAUCCUUGAGCUGAAGAGCAGUCACGAGCGAGAACUGCGGGACCGAGAGCAGGUGCUAAGCCAGGCGGGGCCCCCGGAGCAGCUGGCCAGCGGGCGGCUGGAGAGGCUGCGUGAGGAACGUGACCGGGAGAAGCAGGAAAUGCUGAGCAGGCUCGCAGCCGUGGAGAGCGCGCACCGCGCCACCCAGGAGACGGCAGAGCGCCAGCGGGCGGAGAUGGGCGACCAGAUCCGCAGGCUCCGAGAGGAGGUACAGGACCUGCGGCGGGCAGCAUCUCCCGCCUCCCGGCUUCUUGGCGGCUGCCAGGCCAGCGGAGGGGAGAAGGCCGAGGGAGAUGGAGCCCUGUCCCUGGUUCAGCAAGGGGAGCAGCUGCUGGAGGAAAACGGAGACGUCCUCCUGAGCCUGCAGAGAGCCCACGAGCGCGCAGUGAAGGAAAAUGUGACAAUGGCCAAUGAGAUUUCCAGAUUGCAGCACAGGCUGCAAAAACUAGAGCCGGGGUCGCUAAUGUCGUCCUGUCUAGAGGAGCCAGCUACUGAGCUUUUUGGAAACUGUGCAGAGCACUCAGAGCCUUUUUUGUUGCAAAACCAAAGGAAGCGACUAGAAGGUGGAACCAUGAGUCGAACCCUAAGUGAUCUGCAAGUCGGUGAGGUGGGCGACCUGGGAAGUACAGGGACAAGCUCAGCUCCGAGACAGGGCCUCAAAACUGAAGAGUCUGAAGCCUCCAUGGAGAGUUUUUCCGAGCUUGAGAACAGUGAAGAGACCAGGACUGAAUCCUGGGAUCUAAAAAAUCAGGUUAGUCAGCUUCGGCAGCAGCUAGUGAUCUUACGUGCAGACUGUGACCGGGCCUCUGAAAAGAAGCAGGACCUGCUUUUUGAUGUUUCUACAUUAAAAAAGAAACUGAAGAUGCUCGAGAGAAUCCCGGAGGUGUCUCCCCAGUACAAGCUGUUGUACGAAGACGCUAGCAGAGAGAACGCCUGCCUUCAGGAAGAGCUGAGAGUGAUGGAGACUCGCUACGACCAGGCUCUGGAAAGCAACAGAGAACUCACCACAGAAGUGUUCCGGUUGCAGGAUGAGCUAAAGAAAGUGGAGGAAGUGACUGAAACGUACCUUAGCCUGGAAAAGAGUUACGAGGAGGUCACAACAGAAAACAAAGAGCUGAAUGUUCUGGUUUUGAGGCUCCAAGGGAAGGUUGAGGAGCUGCAGGAAAGAGCAGCCCUGCAGUGUGGCUCUUCCUCCUUCUGGGAAGCCUCUUUGGACGACCUGGAAGUCAAAGCUGCAGAACAGGUUCUAGAACUGGGUCAGAGGCUGGAAAAGUGCAUGCCCAAAGUUAUGAGAGUAGGCCACAUCAGAGAAGAAUGUAAACAAGGAAACCAGUGCCUUGAGCAAAGAACCACGCAGCUCUUGGAAAAGGCCAAAACACAUGAAAUUUCCUUGUUGCACAGAACAGUCGGGACACAUCAAGAAAAGCCCAGAAUGCAGAAUCAGGUUAUCCUAGAGAGAAACUCUGCUCUCCUGGUCCAAGACAAACAUUUUCAACGUCAGGCCACAAUAGCAGAGUUAGAAUUAGAGAAACAAAAGCUUCAGGAGCUGACUAGAAAGCUGAGGGAGCGAGUCACUACAUUAGUUAAGCAAAGAGAUGUCCCUUGUCCAGCGGAGAAAGAGGAAGAGCUGAAGGCCAUGAUGCAUGACCUGCAAAGCACAUGCAGUGAGAUGCAGCAGAAAGUUGAAGUUCUGAGAUAUGAAUCUGAAAAGCUUCAAGAGGAAAAUUCUAUUUUGAGAAGUGAAAUUACUACUUUAAAUGAAGAAGAUAGCGUUUCUAACGUGAAAUUAAAUGGAUCUCAGGAAGAACUGUGGCAGAAAAUAGAAACUGUAGAACAGGAAAAAGUGGAAAUUCAGAAGAUGGUUGAAACUUUGAAGAAACAGAUUUCAGAUUUGAAAAUCAAAAACCAACAGUUGGAUUCAGAAAAAACAGAACUUAGCCAAAAGAAUUCUGAAAACCAGGAAGAACUGCAAGAACUUAAUCAGCGUCUGGCAGAAAUGCAAUGCCAGAAGGAGCAAGAGCCAGGAAACAGUACAUUCAAGGAAUGGGAACAGGAAAAGUCUAAUCUGAAAAAAGAGCUGGAACACUAUAAAGUACAGUCUUCCACUUUAGUGUCUUCCCUGGAGGCAGAACUUUCUCGAGCGAAAAUACAGACCCACACUGUGGAGCAGGAAAACCUCCUUCUCAAAGAGGAACUUGAAAAAAUGAAACAGCUGCACCGAGGUCCUGAUCUCUCGGACUUCCAGCAAAAAAUUUCUAGUGUUCUAAGCUACAAUGAAAGACUGCUGAGAGAAAAAGAAGCUCUAAGUGAAGAACUACAGAGCUGCGUGGAUAAGUUGGCGAAAUCAAGGCAUUUAGAGCACAAAAUUGCUGCCAUGAAGCAGGAACAUAAGUCUUGGGAGCACCAGAAUGAGAGCCUGAAGUCCCAGCUGGCGGAUUCACAGGAAAAGGUUCGGGAUCUAGAAGAUACGCUGCAGAAUAUCAACCUCCAACUGUCUCGAGUCAAAUCCGACCUUCAGGGGACUCAGCAGGAGAAGGAAGCUUUAAAACAAGAAGUAAUAUCUUUACAAAAACACCUUCAGAGUGCUGGUGACAAGAACUGGGCCCCAGAAACAGCCACGCAUCCAUCAGGGCCCCAGAGCCAACAGAAACAGCUGUCUUGGGAAAAGCUGGAUCACUUGAUGAAUGAGGAGCAGCAGCUGCUCUGGCAGGAGAACGAGAGGUUCCAGAGCGUGGUGCAGCACACCAAAGCAGAGCUCUCACACUCCAGGGAGAAGGUCCGUCAACUGGAAUCCAGCCUUCUUCCCCUUAAGCACCAAAAACAUUUAAACCCAUCAGGUACGGUGAAACUUACAGAGCAAGAAAAGUUGAACUUAAAGAGGGAGUGUGAAGAGUUUCAAACAGAACCAUCUCCCUCUCAGAAGAAGGUCAGUCAGAUGAAUGCCCUUGAAAGCGAAUUAGAAACAAUUCAUUUGGAAAAUGAAGGCCUGAAAAAGAAACAAGUGAAACUGGAUGAGCAGCUAGUGGAGAUGCAGGAUCCGAGGUCCACUGUGAUGCAUAGCCCGUCCGCGCCUUGGGACCUGCAGCCGCUCCAGCAGCAAGCCUGCCCAGUGGUCCCCAGGGAGCACUUUCUGCAGCUUCAGCACCAGCUGCUGCAGGCGGAAAGGAGAAACCAGCACCUGCAGGAGGAGCUUGACAACAGGGCCUCCAAUACCAACAUGCCACAGGGAAGCCAGGAACAACUGGUAACACUCAUGGAAGAACGCAUGAUAGAAGUUGAACAGAAACUCAAACUAGUGAAGAGGCUUCUUCAAGAGAAAGUGAAUCAGCUCAAAGAACAACUCUGCAAGAAUACUAAAGCAGAUGCAGUGGUGAAGGAUUUGUAUGUUGAAAAUGCUCAGUUGUUGAAAGCUCUGGAAAUGACUGAACAGCGGCAGAAAACAGCAGAGAAGAAAAAUUAUCUCCUAGAAGAGAAGAUUGCCAACCUCAGUAAUAUAGUCAGGAAUCUGACACCAGCACCCUUGACUUGUACACCUCCUCUGAGGUCAUAGCCACACCAAAACAUGCACUCGUAUAUGUGCACUUUGCUGAAAUAGGUCAAACAUGUCAGUGGGUUCCCUUAAUCCUCUUUAAAAAAAUAAAGGAAACCUUUUAAGGGCUUAAAAUUAAAACUAAGCCUAAGUCUGCCAGCACCAGAAUUGGAGUCUCCAUUCAUCAUAGCUAGUUUUUAAAAUAGACUCUUGUGGGAAUUCCAACAAUCACAUAUUUCACUGUUUAUUCAGAAGCUCUGGAUUUAUUUUUUUUUUAAGUAGCUACCAAGAAGAUAAAUAUGUAAAACAACUUCAGAACCUUAAAAUCCCAUUUCAGUGUAUUUUUUUAGAAGUCACUAUUAUAUACCAACUGUGUAGAGUCUGGAUAUUUUCUGAGUUUAAGACCUGAUUAGAAUGAUUAUUAACCUUAUUUUAAAAUCAAAUUUAGGUGUUACACAUAUAAACACUGAAAAGUCAUUCUGGUUGUAAUAGUUUGGGGUUUUUAUUUUUAAUUAAUUGGUAGAGUGUAAUUCUAUCUGAUAAGACUGGGCAUGGUAACCAGUGAGGUCAGGAAAGCCCAAGUUUGUAGAACUCUGCCUUCUGACACCUGCUUCUACUUGUGAUGUAUUAUAGAUUUAAAACUCAUACACUUAAACUAUAGUUGAGUAUCUCUACCCUUGAUGUAUUAUAGAUUUAGAACUGAUUGACUCAACUGCACUCUUCACUAAUGUUAAAGCUUUACUUUCUUUAAACAGCCUUUUUCUUCCUCCUCUUAGAAGUUUCACUUGGGACCUUGUCUUCUACGAAAUGGAUAAAGCCACAUUCUUAAAGCCUCUGAACUAUAGGGAGAGCAACGAACAAACCACCUUGGAGUGAACAGCCACUCUUGAAGAGAGACAUGCAGACCAUGGGGGUUCUUCUGUGUCUAAGGUCUUGGAAUUCAUGGACUGACCUUUGAGGAUGCCUCAAGAACUCAGGGAACAAUCCUUUAGACUCUUCCUGAACUACUGUUGGGCUUCUCUAAGAAUUUGGAAUGUAUAAACUGUGUGACCUUAUUUAUUUGUUUUGUAUAUUUACAGCCAUAGAAUUAUUUCUCCAUUUUAGUGCAUUUAAUCAUCUGAAAAAGGCCUUGAUCUUUAGAGGUGAAAAUUUCUUCUAACUUAUAGAAGAGUUUUUAUUGUUUAAGACAGGUCCAAUUCUCUGUGCUUCUUACCUUUCUAUACCUCACAUCUGAUUGCAGGAGUUUCUUCUGUGAUAAGCAUUGGCAUGCCAUCUGUGGGAAAGGAGUACAAAAUAGGACUUGCCAUCCAUUUCCAAGAUAAGAAUUUACGGCACAGAAAUAAUUUAGACUGGAUACCACCACCUGCCUCAUCCCAAUUACAAUCUCCACUUCUAGCCUACUCCCUCCAGCAGUUAGUGGACUUACAAGGUGCAGGACAACUACCAAAGCUCAUCCGUCACAUCCACCUACUUGUUACAUAAGAAAAUUUCACUUUGAUAUAUUCCAGGAAGGUCAAACCCACCUAUUUACAGGAGGUAUAGACAGAAGAACCAAACACUGCUUUAUCAGCAAAAAACACGAGGUAAAGCAAACUGCCUACAAAGUCACACAGCAUCCGAACUUCAAUCUCAACAAAACAAUUUCCAUCAAGGAACUUCUUCCUCAGGGCCUAACCACCCGCUGUCAGUCUAGAAAUCCUCACCACACAAGUCCCUGACAAGGCCCUACUGCUCAUGGGAGUAGUAGUUCAAACUGGUGAAGGAGACAGUUGAACUUUUGCAUAUCCCUUGGAAAAAGAAUUUAAUUCUUCCCUAUAAUUGCUCUUCAAAAUAUUUGACAUCUGCUAUUAUGUCUUCUCUAAAUCUUUCUUUUCCGGUAUAUACAUUCCUACCAUGUAAACUCAAUUACUUGUAUGGCACUGGCUUUAAUAGGAAAUUUUUCCAUUUAAAAUUGUGGAUGGGCCGCCGGGCGUGGUGGUGCACGCCUGUAAUCCCAGCACU
Molecule: messenger RNA, 8394 nt
Organism: Fukomys damarensis (Damara mole-rat)
Lineage: Eukaryota; Metazoa; Chordata; Mammalia; Rodentia; Bathyergidae
Gene: Nin
Product: ninein
Exons: 30
Coding region: 22-6414 (2130 amino acids)
Biological process (GO): centrosome-templated microtubule nucleation; microtubule anchoring at centrosome; centrosome localization
Cellular component (GO): pericentriolar material; mitotic spindle pole; ciliary transition fiber
Molecular function (GO): calcium ion binding
Source: RefSeq, a predicted model, not a curated record